Messenger RNA from Botrytis deweyae, 1017 nucleotides. RefSeq lists its product as uncharacterized. The transcript has a single exon. The coding region runs from base 1 to 1017 and encodes 338 amino acids. The record is from RefSeq and is a predicted model, not a curated record. NCBI's taxonomy places the organism in Eukaryota, Fungi, Ascomycota, Leotiomycetes, Helotiales, Sclerotiniaceae.
AUGGACAAGAUUAACCGACCAGAUCGCCUCGAAGCGACAAACAACUACCCCGGAAUGCUUGAAAUUCUAUCCCCGGAAAGAUUUCUUGAGCGCGGCACUGCAAUUACUACUGCUAUCCAAGCAGCAAUCAAUGCCAACCCAGUCAUAGACGUUUCGUAUCCAGAUUGGAGUACCCGCUACGUAAAUAUCCACAGUGUUCACAAUCAAGUGCUUCCAGAUCUCGACGGAUUCAACCGAGUUUUCUCAGAUCCAGAGUUGCAGAUUGAAAGCGCAGGUGCUCAUUGGUCCUUCUACACGUUCUUUUCCAGAGCAGCUAUCGAUGCUGAAGAUGAUGUGAGCAAGUUGUUAGAUUAUGAUAGUGUUGCACAGAUGUUCGUUUCUCCGAAAACUGGAACUGCCUUCAUGACUUUCUCAAAUGCAGCGGCUGAUAUUGACAUCCCCGACGUCGAUACACAGCGUUUGUAUAAUAGCGAGCUUCUCUAUCAAGGAUGGCGCGAUGCAUGCGCUGCGCAGUUGGCGAAUGGUACCAUGAAUAAAUCGCAACUCCGAAAACUCAAGUAUAUCAUCUGCGGUCCCAUUGUCAAUCUUGGAACUCUUUGGACAAUCCGCGAUGUUCUUACAUCCCAGGAAGUUCCCGAGUUCUUAGCAGGUCAGAAAUCCAGGUUCACGGUUGAUUCCUCGAUGAGUCUCGAGCUCAAGCUGUUGAUGGGCACUGCUAAUGGCAGACCAUUUGGCAGAUUAUGCGCGGACCAUGCUCAGACAUUGGGCAAGAAACAAAUAGAAAAGAUUCACAUCUUCUAUCCUUUCACAGAAACCAACGAAGGCACAUUGGUGUUUGAACUGAAUGAAGACUCCCCAGUCGAAAUUCAGAGAAGACCAACCGCCCGUGAGAGAAUCAUCGCAUUGGCUAAGUCAAACAACACGGCACCCACACCUCUUACCAAAUCAGGUACAACCAAAGUCAGCCGAAAAGUCAGUGAAAGGAUGAAAGGCUUGAUGAAGAAGUUUGAGAACUGA